UGUUCAAGAAACGACAAGCCGUUUUAAGCUUUGGUACACUGAACUGAACUGCUGAAAAACGUCUCAUAAGGACAGGUUUAUCUGCUUCCCGGAGGCAUAUAUCUCCGACCAGAACUGAACUGAAAAACCUUUAUAAAAAACACACACACACACUAAACGAAGCCGAAAUGGCACUGCAUAUUGUGAAGCUUCCCUUUAUCUCGCGCUGCUGCGAUAGCAGUAACUCUACUCUGUUUUUCUUAUCGAAAUCCUACUCUCCUCUUCAUGGGAGAUUGCUCAAAUCUCAUUUACAUAGAAGCUUUGCUGUUUCCAAGUCAGAAAAACUUCAAAUACCAAAAAAGAAAAAAAGGUUGGAUGAGUUAUGUCUUGAAAGGUUUCAGCAGUACAGUCGAACAUUCAUACAGUCAUGGAUUUUGCAAGGCAAAGUUUGUGUAAAUGGAAAAGUGGUUAACAAAGCUGGAACACCUGUCUCUGACAAAGCUGUUUUAGAAAUCAUUGCUGAAAUUCCAAAAUACGUAUGUAGAGCAGGAUAUAAGUUAGAAGCUGCUAUAGAACAGCUCAGUGUUGAUGUAGCUGGCAAAAUAGCGCUUGAUUCUGGGUUGUCCACAGGAGGAUUCACCGAUUGCCUGCUUCAGUAUGGUGCAUCUUAUGUUUAUGGGGUUGAUGUAGGUUAUGGACAGGUAGCAGACAAGAUUCGUCGAGAUGAACGUGUUUGUGUGAUAGAACGGACAAAUUUAAGAUAUCUUUCCGGUCUCCCUAAAAAAGUUGAUCUGGUGACACUGGACCUUUCAUUUAUAUCUAUUCUCUUGGUCAUGCCUGCUGUAGUAAAUGCAAUGAAGGAGGAGGCAACUUUAGUUACCCUGGUUAAACCUCAGUUCGAAGCUCGUAGAUCACAAGUAGGAAGUGGUGGGAUAGUGAGAGAUCCCAAAGUUCAUCAGGAGGUUCUUGAAAAGAUCAUUAAGGGUGUAGAGAACUUUGGAUUUCAAAGCAAAGGUUGGAUUGAAUCUCCUCUAAAGGGUGCUGAAGGUAAUACUGAGUUUCUUGUUUGCUUCAGUCGGAUUUCCGAGAAAAGUUCUGAAUAGUUUUAUCAUAGGAGGAUACAUUGAUAUGUGAAUUUGCAAACACAUUCGUGAUAUUGUAAAGUCAUGUAAGAUUUUAUGUGGACAGUUUCAUUACCACAUGCAACAUUGUAUUCGAAAAGAAGAAACAAAUAUAUAAAAUUUUAGACAAUAACUUAGAACUA
Molecule: messenger RNA, 1243 nt
Organism: Gossypium arboreum
Lineage: Eukaryota; Viridiplantae; Streptophyta; Magnoliopsida; Malvales; Malvaceae
Exons: 9
Coding region: 168-1082 (304 amino acids)
Biological process (GO): methylation
Molecular function (GO): RNA binding; methyltransferase activity
Source: RefSeq, a predicted model, not a curated record